GGUUUUUUUGGUCACAAAAGGUGGCUGAGGGGUAAAGGAAAGGGUUGGAAAGAGAGAAACACGUGGAUUGGUAAAAGAGGCUACAAGGGAGGGGAAGGCAGGUGCUUGGCGUGAAAGUGAUGGAAACAAAACAAAACACAGGGGUUCAAGUGUUUGUGGGGCUUUGCCUACGGACCGCAUUGGGAGAAGGGUCUUAAUUAAUAUUAAUUAUAGAGAUAGAGGGAGGGUGAGGAAAGAUGGAAAAAUCUUUCUUGCAUAUAUAGAUAAGUGAACAGGAAAGAUGGAAAAAUCUCAUAAGGAAAAGAAAGAUGGUGACAUGAAAGCCACAUGGACUUUGCAAUAAUUUUUACAGAACUUCAUACAAGCCCUAAUGCGGGGGCAAAGGGGUACUGUUGGUUCCUUGCCUGAAACCUUCUUUGACCACGGCUCUACAUCAAAUAAUGCUGCUAUAGACCAGCAGGUUUGCUGGAAUAAUAUUCGAACUCCUAUAGAAAACAGAUUGCCUGAUUGUUUGCUGUCACCUAAUGACAUGAACACUGGUUGUCUGAACUCUAUUGGUCGAGAGGAGCAGGAGCUGGGCAGAUGGAGCUUGGGAGAGCCUAGCUCUAGUGGCACACAGAAUGAGGUCAGCCAUAAUGAGUGGAAAACUGACCAUGAAUGGUCAUCUUCUAUGAGUGCUUCUGCAAAUGCUAGUCCCAGUUUAGAAGAGCGGCAGUAUGAACAGAACUCUCUAUUUGUCGAAAGUUCCAAUUCUGAGACAGUUCCCCAGAAUCUCUGCUUAAAUGCCAGCUUAGUGGGUCAUGGUGAUAAUAACUGUCAAGUUACAGAACGGUCUAACCUGUAUAAGUCUAGUGGAUCCGAGAAUGAGCAGAGUUCACCUGCUGCUGGUCCUGAAGCUUUUCUUCUUUCUUCUGGAAGUGGUGGGUAUGUUGUGGAUGAUAAUGAUAGCAGACCUGGCUGCUCAUAUGAGGGUCGUCGUGCAUCCUGCAAAAGAAAGGCUCUUGAAGAAAAUGUUGGGCAGUCCUCUUCGAGUGGAAGUUCUAACUACUUUCAUCGUGCAGAAAGUAGUGCCUGGCAUGGAGUUUCUGCUAGCUGUAGUACAGGAAGCAGUGUAAAUGUAUCUGUCCUCUCAAGACAGGUGCAUCCUAGACUUGGAUUAGAUGUAAGAGAAUCAGCUUCUGACAGCAUUCCUGAACCAUUUGUUUUACCAGCUGCAGAGAGCUCACACAGGAAUUUCCGGCUGAGAAUAAAUCCUUCCAGUAUACAAGAACCUAUCGGUCCUCCGAUAUUUUCUACAAGUGAUACGGCCAGGCAGUCUGUUUUGUCUUUGCAGCAGUCAUCAAGACUUCUUCCAACUGAUCAUUCACUAGACUUAAGGUCAGCACCAAUGGUAGAUAAUGCAAGUCCUCAAAAUCCGAAUGUCGUAAAUCAUGUUCCAACUUUGCCACGAAAUGUGCAGACAUUUAGGUGGAAUGGAGGUUCUCGCUCAAGAACCGGCAAUUCAUCAAGUUAUAAUGUAUCUGCGGAUAGAGAUGCUGUACAACAUGAGGGACAUCAAUCAAGAAGCAUGGGUAGAAACCUAUUAGAUCAUCCUAUGUUUGUUUCUGCACCAGAGUUAAGAACUUUGGCUAGAAAUCCAACAAAUCAAGGUUUAAGCAGUGAAAAUAUAAGCACUCCUGGAAAUGUUGCUUCUACAUCUUGUGCUGGCUCAAGUUCUGGUGCCAAUGUGUCAUCUGCUUCCAUGUGGGUUCCUCAUCCCAACCCCUCUACACAAUAUCCACGAAGAUUGUCAGAACUUGUUCGUCAAUCAUUGAUGUCCUCCCUUGGUGCUGAAUCUGGAGGCCAGGGCAAUCAUUCUUCACUUUCUUCAGGACAUCCUACUUCUUCAGAAGGGCUGCUGCUUUCCUCUGGAGUAGCUAAUCUGGGCCGCCAUCAUCCAUACCCUAGGUCAAUGCCAUGGUUGGAGAGACGAGAUGCUGGUUUGCUUGGAAUUCCCCAUGCAUUUCGAACUUUAACUGCUGCCACUGAAGGAAGAAGCAGGCUUUUUGUGUCUGAGAUUCGCAAUGUCUUGGAUCUAAUGCAUAGGGGUGAGAACUUGCGUUUUGAGGAUGUUAUGAUCCUUGAUCAAUCAGUUUUUUUGGGAAUAGCUGAUAUUCCUGAUCGGUAUCGGGAUAUGCGGCUUGAUGUUGAUAACAUGUCAUAUGAGGAGUUAUUGGCUCUGGAAGAACGCAUUGGUAACGUAAGCACAGGGUUGAGUGAAGAAACUAUAUUAAACCAUCUCAAACGACGAAAGCACUCAAGUGCAACAAGAUCUCAGUUAGAGACAGAACCAUGUUGUGUUUGUCGGGAAGAAUAUAACGAUGGAGAAGAUCUUGGGACACUAGAAUGUGGACACAACUUCCAUGCUGAUUGCAUUAAACAAUGGUUGAUGCGCAAAAACUUGUGCCCCAUUUGUAAAGCAAUGGGUCUGACUAAAUGAGACGAUUGUUUCCAGGCAAUAAGUUCUUCCACGGUUCAGAGAAAGGAAGACCGGCAUUGAAAGUUUGUGGCUUGGCUUCUGUAAUUCAUCAAACACCAGAUGCCUUAAGGUGUGCCAUAUGCAACAGUUUUCAUUCCAAGAUAGUCCAUCCAUGGCACUUGUAAUUCAAUUGCCAGAGGCAUUUUUACUUCCAAUUAUGUCAAACAAAGCAAUCUUCCAUGUGGAUGACUCAAAUGUCUGAAGCACCGGGAGCAGAAAGCUAGUUUCUACAUUUUCCAUGGUUGUCAUUGCACUAUUUAGUUUUAUGUAUGAAUCUUCUGCCCAUUGGCGACAUAGAUUAUUGAAUCUCUUUACAUUUCGAUGUGCCUCA
Messenger RNA from Durio zibethinus, 2849 nucleotides. Its product is annotated as putative E3 ubiquitin-protein ligase RHG1A. Gene Ontology annotation, molecular function: ubiquitin protein ligase activity. The record is from RefSeq and is a predicted model, not a curated record. NCBI's taxonomy places the organism in Eukaryota, Viridiplantae, Streptophyta, Magnoliopsida, Malvales, Malvaceae.